This is a messenger RNA of Miniopterus natalensis, 1035 nucleotides long. It is a transcript of the gene FOXO6, whose product is annotated as forkhead box O6. The record is from RefSeq and is a predicted model, not a curated record. Lineage: Eukaryota; Metazoa; Chordata; Mammalia; Chiroptera; Miniopteridae. Gene Ontology annotation, molecular function: DNA-binding transcription factor activity, RNA polymerase II-specific; RNA polymerase II cis-regulatory region sequence-specific DNA binding. Gene Ontology annotation, cellular component: nucleus. Gene Ontology annotation, biological process: regulation of transcription by RNA polymerase II.
AUGGCUGCGAAGCUGCGAGCGCAUCAGGUGGACGUGGACCCGGACUUCGCGCCGCAGAGCCGGCCGCGCUCGUGUACCUGGCCCCUGCCGCAGCCCGACUUGGUCGGCGACGAAGACCGAGCGCUGGGUUCAGGGGUGGCCGAGGGUGCCGAGGACUGUGGACUGGAGCGCCGGGCGACGGCCCCGGCGAUGGCCCCAGCGCCCCCGCUGGGAGCGGAGGUCGGACCCCUGCGGAAAGCCAAGAGCUCGCGGCGGAACGCGUGGGGGAACCUGUCCUACGCCGACCUCAUCACCAAAGCCAUCGAGAGCGCCCCGGACAAGCGGCUCACUCUCUCGCAGAUCUACGACUGGAUGGUCCGUUACGUGCCCUACUUCAAGGAUAAAGGCGACAGCAACAGCUCGGCCGGCUGGAAGAACUCCAUCCGGCACAACCUGUCGCUGCACACCCGUUUCAUCCGCGUUCAGAACGAAGGCACGGGCAAGAGCUCCUGGUGGAUGCUGAACCCCGAGGGCGGGAAGACCGGCAAGACGCCGCGGCGCAGAGCUGUGUCCAUGGACAACGGGGCCAAGUUCCUGCGCAUCAAGGGCAAGGCGAGCAAGAAGAAGCAACUGCAGGCACCCGAGCGAAGCCCCGACGACAGCCCCCCAGGGGCACCAGCUCCAGGGCCUGUGCCUGCCGCGGCCAAGUGGGCCACCAGCCCAGCCUCGCACGCCAGCGACGACUACGAGGCGUGGGCCGACUUCCGCGGCGGCGGGAGACCCCUGCUCGGGGAGGCGGCUGAACUGGAGGACGACGAGGCCCUGGAGGCUCUGGCGCCGUCGUCCCCGCUCAUGUACCCGAGUCCCGCGAGCGCACUGUCGCCCGCGCUAGGCGCGCGCUGCCCGGGGGAACUGCCGCGCCUGGCGGAGCUGGGAGGCCGCAUGGCUCACCCACCGAAAGCCAGCAACACCUUCCAGAAAACACAGUCACCGCUACAUAUUGGCUGUGCGCCCUACCCUGAACUCUCCCCCUCCAGCCCUCACCCCCCACUCUGA